Messenger RNA from Sciurus carolinensis (gray squirrel), 960 nucleotides. RefSeq names its product olfactory receptor 5V1-like. Lineage: Eukaryota; Metazoa; Chordata; Mammalia; Rodentia; Sciuridae. Gene Ontology annotation, cellular component: membrane. Gene Ontology annotation, molecular function: G protein-coupled receptor activity; olfactory receptor activity. Bases 1 to 960 code for a protein of 319 amino acids. The record is from RefSeq and is a predicted model, not a curated record. Gene Ontology annotation, biological process: G protein-coupled receptor signaling pathway. The transcript has a single exon.
AUGACACCAUUUGAAAUGAACAAUCAAACAUUUGUCAACGAAUUCAUCUUCUUGGGAUUUUCCAACCACUCCAACCUACAGGGCUUGUUCUUUCUCAUCUUUCUGGUUAUUUACCUGACAACUCUCCUAGGGAACAUGCUCAUAAUAAUGGCCACCAGAGUCAGUCCUGCUCUCCAUACUCCAAUGUACUUUUUCCUCAGCAAUUUGAGCUUCUUGGACAUCUGCUACACAUCCACCACCAUCCCUGUAUUGUUGGUGAACUUCUUCCGGGAGAAGAAGACCAUUUCCUAUGACGGUUGCCUUUCCCAAAUCUUCUUCUUUGUGACAAGUGCUGGCACUGAGUGUGUUUUAUUGGCUGCCAUGGCUUAUGACCGCUAUGUGGCCAUUUGCCGUCCUCUUCAAUACCCAGUUCUCAUGAGUAUGAAGGUCUCUGUUUGUUUAGUGGCAGGGUCCUGGCUGUGUGGGCUGGUGAAUUCUGCAACACACACAGUGCUGGCAACAAUGCUCGCUCUUUGUGGGCCCAACCAGAUCAGCCACUUUCUCUGUGACAUCCCAUUGCUCCUGAAGCUCUCCUGCUCAGACACCUCUGUCAAUGAGUCUGUGCUCCAUGUGGCCAGUGCCACCAUUGGCCUGAGCCCCUGCCUCUUCACUGCAGGGUCCUACACACUCAUCAUCUCAGCCAUCCUCAGGAUUCCCUCUGCUCAGGGCAAGAGAAAGGCCUUCUCUACCUGUGCAUCCCACCUCACUGUCGUGGUGGUCUUUUAUGGAACAGCCAACUUCAACUAUGAUAGGCCUAGAGAAGGCUAUUCCCUGGACAUGGACAUCCUGGUCUCUGUGCUUUUCUGUGUGGUGACCCCCAUGUUGAACCCCAUCAUUUACAGCCUGAGAAACAAGGAGGUAAAGAGUGCCCUGAGGAAGCUGACUGGAGGGUGUGCAUUCCCUUGCAAUAUCAAUGUCUAG